Molecule: messenger RNA, 1767 nt
Organism: Galendromus occidentalis (western predatory mite)
Lineage: Eukaryota; Metazoa; Arthropoda; Arachnida; Mesostigmata; Phytoseiidae
Product: cullin homolog 1
Exons: 6
Coding region: 10-1137 (375 amino acids)
Biological process (GO): ubiquitin-dependent protein catabolic process
Molecular function (GO): ubiquitin protein ligase binding
Source: RefSeq, a predicted model, not a curated record
GUCCAACUGAUGGAGGCUCAUUUUGGGUUGCCUUCGGCCCAUUUAUUGUCGACAUUCUUCCAAAAAACCCUCCAAAGCGUCUUCGAGGAUGACACCGAAUACAACGAUGUGGCCAAGAGGGUCUCAUUAGGCUCGAUGGCAGCCAAAUUCGUGACGGACGUGGAUCAUCUCAGAAAUGAGUACUUCCAAAAUUUACUCGCUCGACUUCUGGAACGUCGCUGUCCCGAUAGCGACAUCGAGUGGUUCGCACUGGAUCAACUCCAAAUGGCACUCGGGAAACCUUUUACGGUCGACAUGUCGAGACUUCUCGAGGACAUAAGUCAGAGCAGGGAUCUCAAUCGCUUCUUCAAAGAGUAUCGCUCCAAACGGGACAAGAAUAAAGCACAAUCAUACGAUUACGAACUCGAAAUGAUUGUCGUCAGCGCUCAGUAUUUGAAACCUAAAGCCUCGUCUUCGCCGCUAGCCUUGCUUCCACCACUGGUUGAAGAAGACAUGGUUUUCUACGGGAAGGCUUUCCUCGCGAAGGACGAGAAGCGCCGAAGUGAGCCAAAAGGAGCGAAUAAGUCGCUAGGGAAAAAAAUCACUUGGGACCGCAGCAUGGCUACGGCUGACGUCAAGGCGAACUUCUCACGGGACGGUCGAUCGUACGUCUUGAAAUGUCCUGCUUUCACUGCGAUGGUCCUGCUCCUGUUCCAAAACGAAAACAAGCUGUCCAUCGGAUGCAUACAGAGACAGACGAAAUUGAGUGCUACAGAUCUGAACAGCGCUCUCCGGCAGCUCUUCUUCGCAAAUAUUCUAAGGGAAGAGGAAAACCGAGACGUCGAGAACACAUGCUGCGAAGUAUCCUUGAACUUCGACUUCAAAUCCCCGUCGAAAGUGGUGCACCUCGAUGAGUCCCGAGUCGCAAAACCUGUAUUAAAACCUGCCAGCGAUGCCGAGAAGCAGAUCUAUACAGAAGCUCUGCUGAUGAGGAUUCUUAAGAGAUCGGAAAGCCUCAAUUGCGACGCAUACAUAGAUCAAGCUCUGAAAGCCAGUCGCAUGGACAUCGAUCUCGAUAUCAUUUCGAAAAGCCUCCGGACACUCGUGGAGAGGGGUUACAUAGAACGUCGAGGGUCAUCGUAUCAUUACUUGGCUUGAUGGGACCAUUGAACGACCCUCUCAUCCAUCAACCCGAGGCUCUGUCGAGCUUAAAUAAUGUCACACGCUGCUUUAAUAAACCUAAUCUAGAGGAGGAAGGCAUCGUGAUCUCCUUGUCUGGGCCGCGAUUUCCACUUCGGGGGCUCGGAGAGUCGGGCUCCAACACGUUUUCUGUAUCCUUCGCUCGAUCGCCUCCCCGUGUCAGGAUGCUCGCGCAUCCGUCGUCGUGCUGACAAUCGGAGCGAACUCAAGACCAAUGUAUUAUUCAGCUAGGCGACACUUGGACGGGUUCAACUAGAUAUCGGUUUCCCCCUCCUGACUUUCAUUUAAAUGCGAGAAUCAUCUUGUGUAGACCUGGGGUCAGGCUCAUGUUUGAGACCAUCAUCUUUGUGCGCGAGCGCCCCUAUUCAGCACAACAUCACAACCGGUAAGAGUCUUCCGGAUUGAUUUGAUGUUCAGCGGCUCUAGACUCUAGAGGUCCGACUCCACCAAUCUUCUGUAUCCCGUUGUAUAAUACUAGUUCAGAGCUGGAGUUGCGCGUAAUCGCGUCAACUCUCUCGAAAUGUCAAUUUGCUUAUUAUGUACCGAUUAAUUCAGAACCGAUUUAUCACUGUCAAUAAAUUCUACCAU